This is a messenger RNA of Suricata suricatta (meerkat), 2235 nucleotides long. RefSeq names its product adhesion G protein-coupled receptor E2-like. The coding region runs from base 9 to 2165 and encodes 718 amino acids. The record is from RefSeq and is a predicted model, not a curated record. NCBI's taxonomy places the organism in Eukaryota, Metazoa, Chordata, Mammalia, Carnivora, Herpestidae. Gene Ontology annotation, cellular component: membrane. Gene Ontology annotation, molecular function: calcium ion binding; G protein-coupled receptor activity. Gene Ontology annotation, biological process: cell surface receptor signaling pathway; adenylate cyclase-activating G protein-coupled receptor signaling pathway. The transcript is spliced from 16 exons.
GACUCUUGAUGCAGCUGCUGUUGCCAUUGGAAUAUGCCAUCCAGAAUCCUAGUGGCUGUGCACGGUGGUGCCCUCUGAACUCCAAAUGUGUCAACGCCACGGCCUGUCAGUGCUCUCCGGGGUUCUCUUCUUCUUCUGGGGAGAUCUUCACUGACCAGUUGGAGAGUUGUGAUGACAUCAAUGAGUGUGGACCGCCCUUGGCAGUGUCCUGUGGAAAAUUUGCAGACUGCCAGAACACAGAGGGGAGCUUCCACUGUGAAUGCUGGCCCGGGUACGAACUUGCUUCUGGGGGAAAAACAUUCAAGAAUAAAAGUGAGAACACAUGUCAAGAGGUGGACGAAUGUCAGCGGAAACCCAGAAUCUGUAAAGGCCGAAGCAUCUGUGUCAGAACCCAGGGCAGCUUCACCUGUGUGUGCCCACCCGGCUUGGAGCCCAACAAGACAGACCCGGGCACGUGCUCAGACGUGAAUGAAUGUACUUCGGGGCAAAGCCCGUGCCACACCACUGCCCACUGCCUCAACAACAUUGGGAGCUAUGAGUGCCGCUGCCGCCCUGGCUGGAAGCCCAUUCCCGGGUCCCCCAAUGGCCUGAACAACACCAUCUGUGAAGAUGUGGACGAGUGCAGCUCCGGUCAGCCUGCGUGCCACAGCUCCACCGUCUGCAUCAACACUAUAGGCUCAUACAGGUGCCGCUGCCGCCGUGGCUGGGAGCCCAAACCCGGGUUCCAGAAUAUGCAAAUGAACACCACCUGUCAAGAGAUGUCCUUCCCACCCUGGACCCCACCCCCUGGGAUCCAGAGGUUGACCAUGAGUGGGCUGUUCUCUGGGGCUGAGUGGGCGGGGUCUUCAUGGCUCACCUGCCCUGUUUUCUCAUCCCCCCAGGACCUCAUACAGGAGGUGGAUGAGUUGCUGCAGGCCCCGGAUGACCUGGAGGCCCUGUCCCCUUUGGAGCAGCGCUGUGUGGCCACGAACCUGCUCUCUGGCCUGGAGGACGUCCUGAGAGAUGUAAGUCAGGCCCUUCCCAAUGGGCCAUUGACCUUCAAUGCCUCUGCAGGCACAGACCUGUCCCUGAAUGUGCAACAGCAAGAAAACAUAAAUGUCACCUUGUGUCAGAACCAGGCAAAGAUGUGGUUGAGCUUGGAUGUGAUGCAUGAAUCUAGUGACUCAGGUCCUUCUGUGGUGGGCCUCAUCUCCACUCCAGGGAUGGGCAAGUUACUGGCAGAGGCGCCCCUGGUCCUGGAGCCUAAGCAGCAGGAAGCUGUGCAUGAGCACAAGGGCUUGCUGGGAGAGGUCUCCCCUGUCCUGCUCUCAGAUGUUAUCUCUGCCUUCAUAAGCAACAAGGACACCCAGAGCCUCAGCUCCCCCGUCACCUUCAUCCUCUCCCACCAGCUGCUGACACUUGGGAACACGCAGGAGGUGCUCUGUGUCUUCUGGGAGCACAGUCAGGAUGGAUGUGGCCAUUGGUCCACCACAGGCUGCAGGACGGUGGCCACUGGAGACACCAGCACCACCUGCGAAUGCACCCACCUCAGCAGCUUUGCCGUCCUCAUGGCUCAGUACGACGUGCAGGAGGAGGAUCCCGUGCUGGUUGUGAUCACCUAUGUGGGGCUGGGCCUCUCUCUGCUGUGCCUCCUCCUGGCAGCCCUCACCUUCCUGCUGUGCAAAGCCAUCCAGAACACCAGCACCUCACUCCACCUACACCUCUCAGUCUGCCUCUUCCUGGCCCACCUGCUCUUCCUCACGGCCAUCAACCAGACCAAGAUCAAGGUGCUGUGCGGCAUCAUCGCGGGGGCCUUACACUAUCUCUACCUGGCCGCCUUCACCUGGAUGCUGCUGGAGGGUCUGCACCUCUUCCUCACUGCACGCAACCUGACGGUGGUCAACUACUCCGGGCUGAACAGGUUCAUGAAGUGGCUCAUGUUCCCUGUGGGCUAUGGAGUCCCGGCUCUAAUUGUGGCCAUUUCUGCUGCAUCCAGACCUCACCUUUAUGGAACAGCCACCCGCUGCUGGCUCGACACAAAAAAGAUAUUUAUAUGGAGUUUCCUCGGACCAGUUUGUGCCAUCAUUGCUGUCAAUUUAGCAUUGUUUCUGAUGACCUUCUGGAUUUUGCAAAGCAAACUGUCUUCCCUCAACAGUGAUGUGUCCACCCUUGGGAAUACAAGGUAAGUAGGAAAAGAGAGUGACAACCCCACAGGCAGGUGUGGUUCUGAGGACAAAGCCCUGUACCUCGGCAGCC